Molecule: messenger RNA, 1240 nt
Organism: Drosophila innubila
Lineage: Eukaryota; Metazoa; Arthropoda; Insecta; Diptera; Drosophilidae
Gene: jagn
Product: protein jagunal
Exons: 3
Coding region: 122-715 (197 amino acids)
Biological process (GO): endoplasmic reticulum organization; vesicle-mediated transport
Cellular component (GO): endoplasmic reticulum membrane
Source: RefSeq, a predicted model, not a curated record
AAAACUAACCCGAACGAUUUGAUGCAACUCUAAUGUUGUGCUCUACGAAUAUUAAUACAGCUACGUUUCAUUUAAAAUAGUUAAAAUACGUGAAAAAACGGCAUCAAAUUGACGCACCAAAAUGGCAUCUCGCGGCGGUCCAAUGGUCGCGGGCACCGAUGGCAAUGACUUCGAGUUCAGGCAGAAAGUGGCGAACACAUAUCAAAUUAGCUUGUUGAACAAAUCACGCCUGAAGUACUGCAUUUUCUUUCAUGCCCUGCUAUUCUUUGUCAUGCUGGCCAAGCUGACGUCGGACAUAUUGGAUCGCUUGGAUAUAUUUGUACUAGAGAUCGAAGAGUUGGAGGUACCGCCGCCUCUGUGGUGGGAAUACGUUUGGGCAGCCUCGCUGCUCACCUCGUUUCUGGGUCUGUCCGCGGCACGUGGCAACAAGGUGCGGGAUAUGCAAAAGUAUAUGAUUGCCAUAUUGACAAUGGCCAUGCUCCCGCUACUAUACUGUUUUGCCUACUACUUUUCCGACGUUUGGGAAUUUAUGACCAUGGACAAAUCCGUCGAACUAGAGGAGACAGACAUUUUUGUGUGGCAUGGAUUCCCUUAUGGCGUAUUCUGGUAUGCCUUCUGCUUUGUGGGAUUUCAGAUACACGGAUUUACACUCUAUUUUGCCUACAAUCUAGUCAAGGCCUGGAAGGCACGCACAUCCACGCGUAAAUUUCAGUAAAUUGAUCGAGUCGUGGAAAAGUACUAAAUACUCGCCAAAUUAGUAAAACGUCAGUGCAAGAAUUUGUAGGGCUAGUUGUAAAUAAUUUGAAAAGAUAUUGAAAAACUCUAAAUCGAAACUAGUGCACAGUGCAAAAGAAUUAAUAAUCAAAUGUUAGAUACACGCACAUUUUUAGUAAAGUCAGACUUAAUAUUUUCCGUGAGAAAAAAAUAAAACUAUCAACGUUAAAGUUAUUGUUAAAGUUACAACGUUUAAGCGUUACAUAUAUUAGAAACAGCAAAACCUAUAAACAUUUAUCAUAAAUAAAUACGAUACACGUGCAACCUUAUAAAGUCGAAUCGACAACAAAGCAACUGAAGCCACCAAAUUUCCCAAGCAAAUGGAAACAAAACAACAACAACAAGAUAUAAACAAUUUCUCUGUUUUUUGUGCUCUACUUACAUUUUGACGUGCCUCGUGUUUGUUAGAAACGGUUAAUAUACUUAUUAAAAUACUUGUAAAAAUAUAUGUCUAUAUUGAUACAUA